Molecule: messenger RNA, 1884 nt
Organism: Phytomonas sp. Hart1
Lineage: Eukaryota; Euglenozoa; Kinetoplastea; Trypanosomatida; Trypanosomatidae
Source: the annotation of a GenBank genome assembly
AUGUCAGAUUUGCUUUACAAAAUCAAAUGGGAAGAGCCAGAAGUCCUUGUGCCUGGUAACCACAGCACUGAGCCUGAUAGUCAACCACCUUGGAAGUGUAUUAGUGAAAUUAUCCCAGGCUUGUAUUUAACUUGCGAACAGGAGGUUCGUAAUAGACAAGUAGCCAUUGAAAUGGGCAUGGCACUAAUACUCAAUAUGUGUGCCUUAGAAGACAUAGAAACUUAUGAAGUUUAUCUAUUUGACGAAGGCGAAAAUAUUUUUUUGAAUCGAGAAAUCAAAGAUUUUCAGCAGUUUGUUUAUGAACUCAAUGAGUAUACAUCUUACCUAUCUGAUAAAGAUUUAGCGAAACGCAAGACAUUUAUUUAUAAUAUACCUGCUGUUGACACUCCAAACUAUUUAAUAGAAAACCAUUUUCCACUAACAUCUGCGCUAAUACGACUGGUGUUGUGCAAUCGGACUUUAUUGGAACGAAACAAUGACCAUUGGACUUACGAGCAGCUCCAUGCGGUAGUGGCACAUUGUAUGGUUGGUGUUAGUCGCUCAGCUUCAAUUGUCGCGGCCUACCUCAUGAAAAAAGCAGGCAUCACCAGAAAUGAUGCCUUAUCCUUUAUACAAAUGGUCAGGCCGGUCGUUAACCCCAACAAUGGCUUUCGGCAUCAAUUGCUUUUAUGGGAGGCUACAAAAGGUCAGCGUAUAGUUGACGAAUUGUCUGCGCGACUUGUAGCCUCCCAAAUCAACAAUGAAGCAGAGUUGUUUAAUUAUAUUUACCUACAUUUGCCCCUUCUGUUGAAAAAUAGCAAGUUUUAUCAAGAAAGACAAUAUUUUGGUUUGGUUAUAUCGCUCACUCAACCAUCACAAAACACAUUAGUUUCUCUCUAUCAGAAGUUUGAAUCUAACGUGACUGAGGCAAUAAUAUCGGAGGAUUAUACCGAUAUACCGAAUUUUUUUGCUAAUGUAUCUGACAUCAUAAGCAGCUUACAGAUUUAUUGUGAAGAUAUUUUUGUUAAUCUUUAUGAUUUUGACACUAAACUAAUAUUUAAUGAUUCUUUUUACUUCAAAGUUAUAAAAAGCAUUGCCUGCUCUGGGUUUAUGAAAGAGAUUUACGAUACAGUAAGAGCCUUUUGUUUCACACUCAAAGAAGCGGAUUUGAGAUAUUAUCUCUCCGAUAGAAAUUUGUGUGUAAGUUUUCCCAAAGAGCUUUUUAAAUUAGAGAUUCCUAAAAACAUGGUCGUUUCAUUUCCUUUCCUAGCUUUUAUUGCUCCAUAUGCAGAGGGUUUCAUUAAGCCUCCAAAGUUGCUUAGCUUAGCCAGUGAGUUUCGCAAUGCAACCAAUGGGAGAAGUUUCAUGAGAGCACAAGAAUUUGCCGAUAUCAUAAAAGAAGAAUUUCUAGACAUAUUUUUGCUGUCAUUGUCAAGCAAGAACACUGAUUUUCUAAAGAAUUCUUCAUCAGCGAUGGAAUGUGAAUUUAAUAUUUCUUUUAGCUUUCUUAAAAAUGAUUUGGAGAUUCAGGUUUUGGAAACAUUUAGAACGAAUAAAUCUGUUCCCUUUAAUAUUUUGAUUUCAUGUCUAAAAGAGCUUCACUGGCAGCUUGGACAGACAUUAAUCCUAAAGCUUGUGAGCGGUUUACUUGCGUUUCGUUUAUUAUUAGAGGCUGUUGAGCAGUUUUUGCUGCGUAUCUGCGAUAAUAAUCUCCCCAAAGGCAUUCGUUUAAGUGAGCGUGAGUUACCACUAGCUCUGAUCGAUAGCUUUAUAAAAUGUAUGGAGAGUUUAUAUAUACAGCAUUUUCAUAAGCCAUGUGGUAUUGUUUCCUUUUUAAGGAGAGAGUUGGAACCACUUUUCGAAGUUGGUGUCCUUCAAGCCGACGGGCUGUGGUCUAUACUGUAA